CAAAACAUCAUCAUGUUUCAACAAGGACUUUUGGAUACUGUGUACUUCCUGUGUAGAAAAUCAAGUCUUGAGACCUUAGGCAUAUUUAACCUAGAUUCUAGUGAAAGGCCCCAGGCCCCAGCUCUUGCUCAAACUAAGUAAAACCUUGUGUCCCUGGUAUUACUUGGUAAAUGUCUAUCCAGCACCAGCCACUCCAGACUGAACAGAAAACAAGAAGCAUAACAUGCCAUUCUGGUUUAGUACUUCCUCAUUGGCUGAGUUGAAAUAGCAGGCCUCUGAGAUCCUGCGAUCCUCACUGCUUCCUUUAGGGCCCUGAUCUUAUUACUCAUAGUUUGCAGGUGUGUUUCUCAGAACAGCGGGUACCUUCUCUCUUCUGGCCUAACGCUCACUGCAAAAGAGACUUGAAUUUUCCUCCCUGAAACAGCUGGAACCCUCUCGUUAUCCUCAUUCCUCGUGGGUGGGGGCUAUGGACUCUCCACCACAGUGUCAGAAGGUCAUGGUUCCUAGUGAUCACCCUCCAGCAGAGGGCCCUGCUCCAUUUGACGGCCUGACCACAGGCUAAGAGAGAAUGGCCGCAGGUGUAGCACCAUUCUCUUCAAAGUCCUUUCACGCUUGCUGCCACAUGUAAGUUGUCUUUUAGAAAUUAGAAUUUAGAGCUCUGUCUCCCUUUGCCAGAAACAGAGGGGUUUUUGUUUUUAUUUUUGUUUUGUUUUUUUUCCUGGAUUCUGGAUUCUUUGUGGGAUGGAGGCAUUGAUACUGAAAACCUAAGGGAUGCCAAAUCCUUUUUCUGAAAGGUGCCCCAUGCCCCCGUCUGGGUGUUUUUUGUUUUUUAAUUUCUCUGUGUGACCCCUAGCAGUCCUGGGGCUGCUAUUAUGACUAGCAGUCAUAGAGAUGCUACUUUGAUAGGGGAAGAGUUUUCAUAGCUGCAUGUGAAAACGUUUCAUCACACUUUGUAACAAGUGCCACACAGAUUUAGUUGAGGUAGUGGAAGGACCUGGAUUUGAAUCUUGGAGGAUUCGUUCAGCAGGUAUGAACUGAGUACCUAGCAUUUGCUGAGCGCUGGGUCCACAUCAGCAAAUAAAGCAGAUGUGACCUCUCCUCUACCUCAUGGGGUGUGCAGUUUAGGGGGAAUGGAGGAAGAGGGCUGUAGAAAGACCUCUGAGAAUUCUGUUCCCUGGCUCUGUGACCCUGAAAAGUGUCUAACCUCGCUGUGCCUGUUUCCUCAUCAAAGAAGUAGGCACACAUACCUUGAUGAGUUAUUGCAAAAAUUAAGAUAAAUCAUCUUUAUUAAAGCACCAGCAGAGUGUUCUACACUAGUAGGUCCUUGUAAACAAAAGCCCUUACAAUAAAGAAUUUUUGUGUCUAGUACAUUGUAUCACUUUGUCCUCACAGCAGUCCUGCAAGGUAUAGGCAUUGUGAGCCCAUGGAUGAGGAGAUUGAGGUUCGGAGAAACUGAGUAACUUGCUGGAAAGAGAAGGAAAUCGAGCAAAGCAAAGGAGAAGAAACAGAAGCGGUUGGAGGAGCGAGCUGCCAUGGAUGCUGUCUGUGCCAAAGUGGAUGCCGCCAACAGGCUCGGAGACCCUUUAGAGGCUUUCCCAGUGUUCAAGAAAUAUGAUCGGAAUGGCUUAAACGUCUCCAUUGAGUGUAAGCGGGUAUCCGGCCUGGAGCCAGCCACCGUGGACUGGGCCUUCGACCUGACCAAGACCAACAUGCAGACCAUGUAUGAGCAGAGUGAGUGGGGCUGGAAGGACCGAGAGAAACGGGAGGAGAUGACGGAUGACCGUGCCUGGUAUCUCAUCGCUUGGGAAAACAGUUCGGUCCCUGUUGCCUUUUCUCACUUCCGGUUCGACGUGGAGUGCGGGGAUGAAGUCCUGUACUGCUACGAAGUACAGUUGGAGAGCAAGGUGCGGCGGAAAGGCCUGGGGAAGUUCCUCAUCCAGAUCCUGCAGCUUAUGGCCAACAGCACCCAGAUGAAGAAAGUUAUGUUAACUGUAUUUAAGCACAAUCAUGGCGCCUACCAGUUCUUCCGAGAAGCGCUACAAUUUGAAAUCGACGACUCUUCCCCGAGCAUGUCCGGCUGCUGUGGGGAGGACUGCUCCUAUGAGAUCUUGAGCCGGAGGACCAAGUUUGGGGACAGCCAGCACUCCCACACGGGCGGGCACUGUGGUGGCUGCUGUCACUGAACACCCAAGCUAGAACGCUCUCUCCAAGGCCUAUUCUCUCCCUGGUCUCACGCCGCUUGCCAGGUGCCCUCAGAGCUGUGGCCUCCUCAGCCCUGCACGUGCCAGGCUGUACCCUGAGAACACAGAACCCUGGAAGGAGUGGUCCACGCUGCCCCCUGCUGUCUCCUAGGAGAGCAGAGUGCCAGGAGGGAGCUGAGAGGAGAGGAUGCUGCAGGAAGAGCUGGCGGAGGCCUGGGCACGAGGUGCAUCCUCCCACAGUGGCUGCCUUCUCACUCGGCUCUUGCGCCCUCGAGUGUAGGGUUCCCCAACUUCCCUACGCUGGAUAACUGACAACCACCCCACACACAAUUGGACAAAUGGAGUGUUUAUACCCACCUCUAUGAAAGUCCUGGAGCCCUCGGUCAGGGUCUGGCUGGUUCCCAAAGAGAAAUGGACUCGGUGUAAGAUCUGGGCACAGAGAGGCUUCUCAGAGACUUGUCUUUUGUGGAUGGAGUUCUCUGAUGGAGACCUUGGGAAGGUCUUUGGUGCCACAACACAGGGAAGCAAGGGGGCUCUUUCUGGCUGUGCCUUUGUGGAUCCCCAGUUAGCAUGGAGUUGUCCAGGGGACCAGCUGACUCUAGGGCGAGGGCUGCCCCUCUCUCUCCAUUGCUGUCAGUGAGGGGCCGAGAGGACCAGGAACAGGUGUCGAAUGGGGCCUGCCGUGGAGACUCUUGCUUCUCUGGGCUUCUAGACUUGGCUGCAUCCUGAGCUUAACCUCUUGAUCUCAUGACAGUGACUCGAGUUUUUCACUCAUAGGAAAAAGCCAGAGGCCCUGCCUGCUCUCCUCCAUCCCUUCUUACUGCUCUUCUCCCCCUGCGUCUCACCCCACGCCAGAUACCCCUGUUCUUACUCUCGAGGGGUAACAUCAGGGAGCCUCUUGUCUUCCCCUAGAAAGGACCCCCAUUCCUGGCAUAUUUGAUGCCAUUCCCUCUCAAAUCUUGGUGCUGAUAGCUCUUUGAAGGUGGUGGAACCCUCCCCAUCGCCUCCCCCUGCCUUUGGAGAGCCCCCAGCCAGCAGCAGGCGCCUCUGCCUGCACUCCCCAGCCUCGCCCCUCACUGCCUCAGUGAGGCACUAGUGCCACUGCCCUGGCCGGCCGUGCAGCUGCAGCAGGAGCACCUCUCAGUGGCCGCGUCACCUGCAGCAGCGGCCGGGAGUGGUGAGAAGGCCUUCCUCUCCUCUCAUGGGAUAGAGAGGGUGCGGGGUCAGAGCUCAGACUUGCCCCAUCUCUAGACCUUGUUCCCCUUCCGGGAAAGAAAAUGACCAAAUCCUUGUCCAGGAAAAAGCACCUAACACCUCCCCUUGGACAACCUUGUGCUCUGCUUUAGGGAGUGUCUCAAAGGUCCUGCUUUUGUGAUGUUGCUCCUGAGGAAGUUUGUCAGUCCUUUGGACCUCAGAGUCUGCUCCUGCCCCACCCUCUGCCCUGACUCAGGCCAUCUGUGCUGGCGGAUGUCCCUGGAGCUGUUCUUGCUUCUCCCCUAGAUUCCUGUCCGGACUGGGCCUGUGCACACGGCCUCCUUCCCCAGCCCAGCCCUGUGCUGUGGGCCUCAUGUUGCUCUUGACCUGCCAGCAAUGGACAUGGCACGCCCUUGGAGAGGGCCUUGCAGCUUUACACUGGAAUAAGCCCACCUCUGCCCCUGCCCUGCCAGCUCCCGGGGAUUUUACCGAAGGGGAAGAGUUAAUUGCUGGAAGGGCAUUGGAGGGCUCCUUCCAAGAAUCAGGGAACAACAGAAGCAUAUUUAGGGAGAGUUUUUCCUCUGAUCCUUGCUGUCUCUCAAAGGGCACAGAAUGAUAAAUAUUUAUUGUCUUAGAUCAUGGAUUUCUGAUACCUCCCACUCAAGGGGACCAGAAGGGGCCCCAGUGUGAAUCCCACACAAGGUGAGUUGUGUGUGUUGUCUUUCCAUUGAACACCUGGCACUGAGCCUGUUGGUUGACGGUGCUUGUUGCCAGGUCCUGCUCAUCCAGCUGCCUCCCCCACUUCCCAAGGGCUGCUGGGGAUCAGGGCUGGGCAGGGAGGCGCUGCCUGAGACCCGCAGGUCACCUUGUUUUUGAUGUUGAGCCCAGAUGUUGAGCCCAUUCAGUUCUCGACCAUCAGUCUUUCUCCAUCUCUUCCCAAAGGUCUUGGUUUUGAGAAACCUAGCAGGCCUCUUGUACCACGCUUUUUUUGUUUAUUGUUUGGGGCAUGUUAAAAUGUUAAUUUUGGAAUUUUUUUUCAGUUGUAUCCACCCUAUUUCAGGUUAUUUUUGUUGAUGUCAGAUGUGUAUAUGACACAUGUAUGGUUCUUUUUAACCUUGGUUUUGUUUUGUUUUUUUAGAGGAUGCGUUGAAGAUAAACUCCUUGAUAUAUAUAUAUUUUUUUUUCUUUAGCAAUCUUUUAUCACUGGAAUCAAAGGGAAAAAGUGAUCUCUUUUCGCAUUGGUUGUAUUUGUAUGUCACAAAUAAAAGACACUUUGCUCA
This is a messenger RNA of Camelus dromedarius (Arabian camel), 4675 nucleotides long. It is a transcript of the gene NAA40, whose product is annotated as N-alpha-acetyltransferase 40, NatD catalytic subunit. The transcript has 8 exons. The record is from RefSeq and is a predicted model, not a curated record. Bases 1533 to 2183 code for a protein of 216 amino acids. Gene Ontology annotation, cellular component: nucleus. Lineage: Eukaryota; Metazoa; Chordata; Mammalia; Artiodactyla; Camelidae. Gene Ontology annotation, molecular function: histone H4 acetyltransferase activity; histone H2A acetyltransferase activity; protein N-terminal-serine acetyltransferase activity.